CUUCCAAUUUCCAUCUUCCCAGCAUCUCGAAACGCAUGGCAGAGCAACGGGCCAAAAUCAUCGGGAACCAUCCCAUUGGGAAAGGUCUUGAUGCCUUUCGCGCCUUUUUUCGCUCUAUCUGCGAUGGCGCUGGCAUCUCCAGCGCUCCUCCAGACGCUUUGGACGAGUUGGGGCACGAAGGUGAGUGCAACGAGACAGUACUCAACAUGCACUCUAACGAUGACAUAGAUCUUCAAGCGCUCCUACUUCUCCUUCUUCCGACCCUGCGAAACCUCCUAGUUUCCGGCCUGCUUUCUUCGUCAACCGGGCGUGGCACCCUUCGAAGCGAUCUCCUUGUUGUGAUCUCCGCGACCGCGUCCCCCGAUUCCGACACUGACCGCCUCAAGCCCCUCCUGAAAGCGGCCCUUGCCGACAAACCCGAUGAUUACGAGAUAUGGGGAGAAGUUUCCCAAGCGGUUGUCGAAUCUACACCACCUCCGCGGCCGAUCGCCUCCUCCCUCCAAGAAACCCCGUGGCUGCACAACACAAGCGGAUUUGCGAACUCAUCUGAAUACCGACGCGAUGUGGAUAGGGUACUCAAAGAGGAGCUCGGUCCCCUCUAUGUCGGCCUUCAUCGAUUCCCAGAAGUCUUCUUUGGACGAGUAGCCGGGCUAGACGCAGCGUCCCAGACUGUGUUCACCAAGUGCAUGGAAGGCAACAGCCCCCUCUUUUCUGGAGGAUGGACGGGUUGGCCGAAGGAUGCAAACCAAGAUUCCGUCUUGGAGUGGUUCUCAAGCAUAACCCAGAAGCUUGCAAUCUUCGCCGAGGAAACAUUGCCAGCUCCAACGCAUGGACGGCGGCCGCUGGCACAACCCAACAAACCAAUUCUCGAUUCCACGGCGGAGCGCAAGUUGGACAUCGGCUUUGUGGAUGACCCAAAUGCGUUGAAAGACUCCCGAUUACACUGGUCGCACAUUCUCGUCCCGGGAGAGUUGAAGAGCAACCCGUCGGCUGACACAAAGUCCAAAGCGUGGCUCGACCUGGGCAGGUAUGCUAGAGAAGUUCUUGCAGCUCAAGACACGCGUCGAUUUGUUUUGGGCUUUACCCUAUGCGGAUCCUUUAUGAGAAUAUGGGAGUUUGAUCGCCUUGGGGGAAUCGCAUCCGACAAGUUCGACAUCAACAAGGACGGGCUGCGCUUCGUCUUCACAGUUCUUGGUUUCCUCUGGAUGGACCAUGAGGCACUUGGUUUCGACCCCACGAUCACCGCGGAGGGCAAUCGACGUUUUAUUGCGAUCACCCGAAACGGCGAGACAGAGCGACUAGUCCUUGACAAACGGAUGAAGAGGGCACCUUGCAUUGCCGGUCGCGCCACGACUUGCUGGAGUGCCCACCACGAGGACAACCCUCAGGACUCUUUGGUGGUCAAAGACUCGUGGCAAUACACUGAACGGGAAGAAGAAGGCGAGCUCCUCAAGAUGGCAACCGAGAGUGGCGUGGUCAACGUGGCCCGAUACUACCAUCACGAGACUGUUCAUGUGGGCGGCGAGGUCGACGAUGUUUCGAGCAAUAUUCGAGGGAGCCUCGACGUCAGAGAAGCGAGCAAUUAUCGAGCAGAUCAGUUGGUUCAACCAGCGAGCUUGGGUGCGCUCGAUGCUCCCCGGAAAGGUCGGAGCAGUAUUGUUGCUGGCAAAAAACGUUCGUCCAGUCAGACGGAUGCCCCCAUACCACCGAACAAGCGAUCUUGCUCUGCGUCUCCAACCAAGGUUGGCAGUCCUGCACUGCCGAACCGGGUGCAUCGUCGAGUUGUCGUUCGCGAUUGUGGCACGCCUAUCUACAAAGCCAAGUCCCCUUCGGUGCUGCUCUCAGUGCUGAGCGACUGCAUUGAAGGUCACAAAUCAUUACGGCAAAAAGCCUGCCUCCUCCACAGAGACAUCUCUGUAAACAACCUGAUGAUUCGCGGAGAGAAAGGGUUUUUGAUUGACCUCGACCUUGCCGUCACGGAGCAACGCCAGGAGGCAUCAGGAGCACAUGGGAAAACCGGUACAAGAGCGUUCAUGGCGAUCGGUGCCCUUCUGGGCGAGCAGCAUUCGUUCAUGCACGAUCUCGAGUCCUUCUUCUGGGUCCUGUUCUGGAUAUGCAUUCAUCACAACGGACCGGGGCAAAGCGAAAUCAUUCCCCAAUUUGACAAGUGGAAUUACGCGGAUGCGGAAGAAUUAGCAAAGCUCAAG
Microdochium trichocladiopsis is the source of this 2207-nucleotide messenger RNA. RefSeq lists its product as uncharacterized. NCBI's taxonomy places the organism in Eukaryota, Fungi, Ascomycota, Sordariomycetes, Xylariales, Microdochiaceae. The record is from RefSeq and is a predicted model, not a curated record. The annotation marks the transcript as partial. The transcript has a single exon.